UUAGAAUCGAGGAACCGGACUCGAGGAAAAAUGGCCCUCGUCGCGGGGGUAGGGAUAGGUGUGAUGGUGCUUGGCAUUGUCUGGGGCCUUGCAUUAUUUCUAUGUGUGGCCUUGUCCCGAGCUCAAGGACCUAUAUCAAACCUUGGUAUUGUGACAUUUCUUCUGGCGGCUUUCCUGACACUUAUACUGGUGGUGUUACCGAGGGAACCACGUACGGCAUCUGAAGAGGAGUUGGUUGUGGUUUAUGACUAUUCCAUCAUCUAUCGUUCCUUAUUGAUUGCUGGAUGUGGCCUCUUCCUGUUAAUUGGAUUGGUGGCCUACUUAACAACACACGUCAUGGAGCCACACUAUGCCAAACCACUUCGUCGGCUACGCACAUAGAAGAGGUCCAUCAUCAUGAUAAUUUCUGAAUGAGGAGGUGCUAAAAAACCCGAGUAAAUGAUGCUAAUAUGACAAGGUUUUAUAUUGUCAUUAAGGUACUUUUUCUGAGCCUGUGAUAGACCAGGAUUUUUCAUUAGAAAGUGUCUUUUCACAGACAAUUAUGGAAUAUUGUGGUAUGCAGUUAUUUCUAUAGAAUAUAUAUAUAUAUUUUCGAAGGAUCUUGACCUCAACUCCAGUACAUGUAGUAUUUGUCAGUCCGGCAAGUGUUCUGUCAGGCUACUUAUAAGGCAUGUCUGGAUAGUGACCAUUGGUCAGAAAGACUGGAACCACAUCCAAAGUUGUUUGGUCUGAAGUCCAGACAGGAGUACUAGAGUGUGAAUGGUUUGGAGUGCAGAAAGAUAUGAUAUUAAAAUCACUACACAGAUGUACUGUGAUUGACUGAAUGUGCUUUGCUCCUACACAAGGUUUUACCGUGUCAUAACGCCAUUUUUCAUGCAGGCAAAUUCUGAAAUGAUGAAGAGAUUUGUCAGAACAUAUCUAGAGAUGAGAGUUGAUAUCAAUGUUUUCAAUGUAAAACACAAUGACAGAGAUUGUUACAAUGAAUGAUAAAUAUGGGCAGUGUAUCAUUAUAUAUUGUAGUAAUCUGUCUGUAAUUGGUAAUAUGUCCGUCCUUACUGUCCUCUAACAAUGCUACUGAAUAAGAUUCCAUGUACUUUGACUUGUUAUUGGAUAAAAUAUAUUAUUUGUAUAUAAUUAAAAUAAUUUUGGUUAAUAUGUCCACCAAAUUGGUCAACGUUUAACCUUUAGAGAAUGUGGAAGUGUGUUUAAGCAUUCAAUUACGUAUAAAGUUUGUAUGUGUAUACCAUUCUUUGUUACUGUGAUACCGUUUAAUAUCUAGAAUUAUAUGAUGGUUCAGUCCUGCGACUUGUUUCAAUAAACAUUAAAUUCAUUGAUUACAAACCUCAUGUCAUAACAGGAAAAGAUACAUUGUGAAUAUGAUCAGUAGGACAUUUUAUAAAUAAGAUACAUGUACUAUUUGUAUUAUUGGGCAUUAACGAGAAAUCUAUCUUCAAGUUGAAACAUGUUUACAUAUUUUUGGUAACCUGGUACUAUAUCUACAUGCAAAUCGUUUCUCUAUACAUCUAUCAUUUCAUUCCGAAAAUUUCUGUUGUGAAGAAAAAUCGAUGAGGUUUUUAUCAGUAACCCGUGGUAAACCUGUUUUGUUAGUUUGAAUCCACUCUUGAUUGUUGUGAAAUUUCAGUCCAUUGAUAAAUGUACAAUUUAUUUUUAUAUUUUUUAAAACUCGAUUUCUAAAAACAAAGGAUUCCACAAUGUCAAAUUUAAAUAUCUAAGAAAUUUGUCAAGUUCUAUCAAAACUCUGAAAGUACCAUACAAUACAAGUCUCAGGAAUAACUAGUUGUUUAAGCAUAUUACAUAGUAACCAUUUUUCAUGUAAUUAGUUCUACAAACAAGGAAGCCUUUAGAAUUGUCUACAGCUGAAAAAAUAACCUAGAAAUCAUGUUACAGCUGGAGUAGGGUGGUUAAAAUAAAAGGGAUAAUUUGAAGGUUGUAAAGGUAUUUGUGUGGUGGAAACUCAGAAAGAACAGUAUGACUAGAAUUUUCCAGUAUUAUAGUAUGAAUAUUGUAGGAGUUAGAAGAAUGAUUGAAAUGUUCACAUAUUUAAUAUUUCAAAUCUGUCAAUUAAAUGUAAAAUAAAAUGUAUUGAAAAUGACAA
Messenger RNA from Ylistrum balloti, 2116 nucleotides. RefSeq names its product transmembrane protein 218-like. NCBI's taxonomy places the organism in Eukaryota, Metazoa, Mollusca, Bivalvia, Pectinida, Pectinidae. The transcript is spliced from 3 exons. The record is from RefSeq and is a predicted model, not a curated record. The coding region runs from base 31 to 381 and encodes 116 amino acids.